AUGAGACUACGGUCGAACCACGUUAUUCCGCCAAUCUCGGAUUACAUUCCACGCCGCCGCCGCCAGACGCGAAGUGUAUCCGCACAGCCUGGGACCGAGGCCGCGACCGAGACUGCGCCAGAAGUUGCACAAGAAACUGUACUAGAGGCACAGUCUGCUGAACAGAGGCAAGCUCCAAAGCGGAAGCCAGCCAAGAGAGCCGGCCGGAAGAAGAAGGCUGCGCCAAAGGGCAAGAAGCAGACUGAAGCCGCCGAACCCCAGGAAGACCCCGUUACGCUCAUUCCCUCUGUAGAGCAACCUGAUACCCGUAAGUUGCACCCAAAGCCCACCAGGGUCCCCGCCCCCCAUCGCAUCUUCAAAGGACGAAACAUCACGGCGGUCUUUCGAUUUGGAAGUGCUAGCGAGCUCCUGCAAACGGACCACAAGGAUCCCACUCCGUCCCUCCCGCAGACACCCUUGAAGCCGUAUGCCUGGCCGCCUGGAGUUUAUAACAAGCUUACCCGAAUCCCCUGGUCACUUCCCUGGUCCCCACCGCCUCCCCAGAAGGCCUGGCCCCACAGACGUCCUCUUACUUUUAAUAUCCCGGAUGAACCCGAGCUGACCAGCACGGAAGAACCAUCCUCUAGGAAACGGAACCGAUUGCCCGAAGACGAUCCUUCGCCGUCGAAACGUCACAAGUUAACACUCCAAACCCCACCCGGCUUCGAAAACCGUCCUCGUGGCAGCUCUCGCAGGACGUAUGCGGAUCGCGCGCGGCGACGCGAAGCGGAAAGGGACGGACGAAUUGAUCGCACAAUUUACCGUUUCCCCCAGCUUUUGGCUCAGCAGGGAGAAGAUGCGAGAUCUGGCAAUGAUAAGCCUCUGGCCUAUCAUGCAGACGAAGAGACCAUGCCCCAUGGUGACCACAUUGUUCCGGUAUCUUCAUUGCCUUCUGCACUCCCGCCAAAUCAAAAUCAAAAUCGACCUGGUUGGCGACAAUGGAUAUUCAACUCAGUGACUGGUCUCUGGCGACGAGAUAAUGCGCCCCAAACUGCAGAGGCCACACAAAUGGCUGAACCUCAACAUCCAAUGGAAAAUGAACCUCCCACUCCGCGCCUGCGCAUUGCAGAGUCGCAACCCUCUAACUCGCGCCUGACAUCUCCCACUAUGCGCCCACGUUUUGCAGGGUCGCAAACCCCAAACUCCCGUCUGGCAGCCACUCCGCGCCCGCGCAUUGCAGAGUCGCAAGUCUCAAACCCGCGUCUGACAGCCAGCGCACGUGCUCCACUAGUCGAAAGAAAGAAAUACUCCUAUGAUUUGGACCCACCCGGAUUUGAUCCAGAACUGCUCGCGCGCAUGCGUGCCAGGAAAGCGAAUCCUCAGGAUCUCCAACCUGUAACUUCACCAGAGCAAGUUCGUGCGCGCUACGAGAAUGAAUCGAAGAAACGCAAGCGAGCACCGUCACCCGACGUCAUUCCACACCCUCCUAAUUGUAGUUUCGGAUUUGCUCCAGAAUACUUCAUCAUAGACGAGGACGAUGACGACUUGCUCACAGCCGAGCAGGAGUAUCAAGAUACCAAGGCCAAACAAGCUACAGUCAGCGACGCACUGGAAGAGGAGCAUGUCUCCAAGCGUGUGCGCUCUGACACUGCCCACCUGGAAAAGGCACCGGAAGAGGAGCAUGUCUCCAAGCGUGUGCGCUCUGACACUGCCCACCUGGAAAAGGCACCGGAAGAGGAGCAUGUCUCCAAGCGUGUACGCUCUGACAAUACCCACCUGGCAAAUGCACCGGAAGAGGAGCAUGUAUCCCAGCGUGUGCACUCUGGAAAUACCCGUUUAGAAAACUUCAACCACCAGGCAGCACAAAUCGAAGAUUCUGAACUCCGCAAGGCCCGUCACAAUGCCGAGCAGUACAAGCCGAAGACUCCUAGUCGUCUCCGAGCCGCUCACCGAUUUUCCAGCAGUUGCAAUGAGUCCCUGGAGGAAGAUAACAUCCGCCGCAGAAAGAUGCGCAAAACCUCCUUGGCCACGGCAUGUCCCACUGGGGAUUUAAACAAUAUCAUCUGGCCGGAGACUGAACCAUGGGUGGACCGUUUCAACUGGGGCCACCGGGAUCUAGAGACGAUGAUGCGGCUGUCCAACGCCUCCUUCGGCAUGUCCGUCGAGAAACGAUGUGAUAAAUUCCAUCAGGUCUUCAUUCGAAAACUUGCCGCUCGACGUGGAGAUUCUUGA
This is a messenger RNA of Penicillium vulpinum, 2211 nucleotides long. RefSeq lists its product as uncharacterized. The record is from RefSeq and is a predicted model, not a curated record. NCBI's taxonomy places the organism in Eukaryota, Fungi, Ascomycota, Eurotiomycetes, Eurotiales, Aspergillaceae. The coding region runs from base 1 to 2211 and encodes 736 amino acids. The transcript is spliced from 3 exons.